This is a messenger RNA of Mus musculus (house mouse), 16269 nucleotides long. It is a transcript of the gene Igsf9b, whose product is annotated as immunoglobulin superfamily, member 9B. Gene Ontology annotation, biological process: homophilic cell-cell adhesion. The coding region runs from base 721 to 4698 and encodes 1325 amino acids. NCBI's taxonomy places the organism in Eukaryota, Metazoa, Chordata, Mammalia, Rodentia, Muridae. The record is from RefSeq and is a predicted model, not a curated record. The transcript has 21 exons. Gene Ontology annotation, cellular component: postsynaptic membrane; plasma membrane; axon.
GAGGAGAGGAGAGGAGAGGAGAGGAGAGGAGGAAGGCUAUUGAUGUAGUAGUCUCUGCAUCACAGACAUCUGCCCAGCAAUCUGGGGGAGUUUCCACACUAUGUGGAAAUCCUGCGCGAGGUAUAAUUGACAUUCAACCUCCUGUAAGGGAGGGAAGUCUGUUCUUCAUUCCCAGUGUUACCUCCACCGAGUCUGCUGGUGGACUCCCUGGCUCCUGUGUGCCCAGGCCAAUGAAAAUCUGAUUCAGAUUCUGCUUGUGCUUGGAGCAGUGCCCUCUGUCCUCUCUGGCUUUGUCCACCCAGCCUUCCUUUGUGGAUGGAGAUGAGAAGGAGUAUGUUUAAAGCCCAGGACAGCCUCUCAGCUGGGAAGAACUUGGUGCCGGGUGGGAUGGGUUGAACAAUUUGUGUGAAGAGUGGAUCUUGAUGAGCUGUGAUUGGUGCCCACGGCCUGCGAGAGGAACCCGAGUUUGUGACUGCUCGAGCCGGCGAAGGUGUGGUUCUGCGAUGCGACGUAAUCCACCCAGUGACAGGACAGCCCCCACCCUAUGUUGUAGAGUGGUUCAAGUUUGGGGUCCCCAUCCCUAUCUUCAUCAAGUUUGGCUACUAUCCCCCACAUGUGGACCCUGAGUAUGCAGGCCGGGCCAGUCUUCAUGAUAAAGCAUCUCUGCGGCUGGAGCAGGUGCGCUCUGAGGACCAGGGUUGGUACGAGUGCAAGGUACUCAUGCUGGACCAGCAGUAUGACACAUUCCACAACGGCAGCUGGGUCCAUCUCACCAUUAACGCCCCUCCCACCUUUACAGAAACACCCCCCCAGUACAUCGAGGCCAAGGAAGGUGGAAGUAUUACCAUGACGUGUACUGCUUUCGGGAACCCUAAGCCCAUCGUCACCUGGCUCAAGGAAGGGACCCUCCUCGGUGCUAGUGCAAAGUAUCAGGUGAGUGACGGUAGCCUAACGGUGACGUCAGUCAGUCGGGAGGACAGAGGCGCCUAUACGUGUCGAGCAUAUAGCAUCCAGGGUGAGGCUGUGCACACAACCCAUCUGCUUGUUCAAGGGCCUCCCUUCAUUGUUUCCCCUCCUGAGAACAUCACCGUCAACAUCUCCCAGGAUGCUCUGCUUACCUGCAGGGCAGAGGCGUAUCCCGGCAACCUCACCUACACCUGGUACUGGCAGGAUGAGAACGUCUACUUCCAGAAUGACCUGAAGCUAAGGGUGCGGAUCCUGAUUGAUGGGACACUGAUCAUCUUCCGAGUGAAGCCAGAGGAUGCUGGGAAGUAUACCUGUGUCCCUAGCAACAGCCUGGGGCGCUCCCCCUCUGCCUCAGCAUACCUGACUGUGCAGUACCCAGCCCGUGUCCUCAACAUGCCCCCUGUAAUUUAUGUGCCCGUGGGAAUCCAUGGCUAUAUCCGCUGUCCUGUGGAUGCAGAGCCACCUGCUACUGUGGUGAAGUGGAAUAAGGAUGGCCGGCCCCUGCAGGUAGAGAAGAACUUGGGUUGGACCUUGAUGGAGGAUGGCUCUAUUCGCAUUGAGGAGGCCACAGAGGAGGCUCUUGGCACUUACACCUGUGUGCCUUACAACACCUUGGGGACUAUGGGCCAGUCUGCCCCUGCACGGCUUGUCCUGAAGGACCCCCCGUACUUCACGGUGCUACCAGGCUGGGAAUACAGGCAGGAGGCUGGCCGGGAGCUGCUCAUUCCCUGUGCAGCUGCAGGGGACCCCUUCCCUGUCAUCACCUGGAGGAAGGUAGGGAAGCCCAGCAGAAGCAAGCACAACGCACUGCCCAGCGGGAGUCUCCAGUUUCGUGCCCUGAGUAAGGAGGACCACGGGGAGUGGGAAUGUGUUGCCACCAAUGUGGUCACAAGCAUCACUGCCAGCACCCACCUCACUGUCAUCGGCACCAGUCCCCAUGCCCCAGGCAGUGUCCGGGUCCAUGUCUCCAUGACAACUGCCAACGUGUCCUGGGAGCCGGGCUAUGAUGGAGGCUACGAGCAGACAUUCUCAGUUUGGUACGGACCUCUGAUGAAGCGGGCUCAGUUUGGGCCCCACGACUGGCUGUCCUUGUCAGUGCCACCGGGCCCCAGCUGGUUGCUGGUAGACAGCCUGGAGCCUGAGACCGCAUACCAGUUCAGUGUCCUGGCCCAGAACAGGCUGGGAACCAGCGCCUUCAGUGAGGUGGUCACUGUGAACACUUUAGCAUUCCCUGUUACAACUCCAGAACCCCUGGUGCUGGUGACCCCACCAAGGUGCCUCACAGCCAACCGGACCCAGCAGGGUGUGCUCCUGUCCUGGCUCCCACCUGCCAACCACAGCUUCCCCAUCGACCGCUAUAUCAUGGAGUUCCGAGUUGGGGAGCGCUGGGAGAUGCUGGAUGACGCCAUUCCAGGCACUGACGGAGAUUUUUUUGCCAAGGAUCUGUCACAGGAUACCUGGUAUGAAUUCCGGGUUUUGGCUGUCAUGCAGGAUCUGAUCAGCGAGCCCAGCAACAUCGCCGGUGUCUCCAGCACAGACAUCUUCCCGCAGCCAGACCUGACCGAUGAUGGGCUGGCCCGGCCAGUGUUGGCUGGGAUAGUGGCCACCAUCUGCUUCCUGGCAGCUGCCAUCCUCUUCAGCACUCUGGCUGCCUGCUUUGUCAACAAGCAGCGCAAGCGCAAACUCAAGCGGAAGAAAGAUCCUCCGCUCUCCAUCACUCACUGUAGGAAGAGUCUUGAGUCUCCCUUGUCCUCUGGCAAGGUGAGUCCCGAGAGCAUCCGCACACUCCGAGCCCCGUCUGAAUCCUCUGACGACCAGGGCCAGCCUGCGGCCAAGAGGAUGCUGAGCCCUACAAGGGAAAAAGAGCUGUCCCUAUACAAAAAAACCAAGAGGGCUAUCAGCAGCAGGAAGUAUAGUGUGGCCAAGGCUGAGGCCGAAGCUGAGGCUACCACACCCAUUGAACUGAUCAGUAGAGGCCCGGAUGGCCGCUUUGUCAUGGGCCCAUCGGAGAUGGAGCCCUCUGUGAAGGGUCGGCGAAUCGAGGGCUUCCCCUUCGCUGAGGAGACGGACAUGUACCCUGAGUUCCGGCAGUCAGAUGAGGAGAAUGAAGACCCACUGGUGCCCACGUCUGUGGCUGCUCUGAAGCCUCAGCUGACCCCAAUGUCUUCCAGCCAGGACUCUUACCUGCCACCACCAGCAUACAGUCCUCGGUUCCAGCCUCGUGGGCUCGAGGGCCCGAGCGGACUGGGAGGACGACUCCAGGCUACUGGCCAAGCGAGGCCUCCUGCCCCUCGGCCCUUCCAGCACGGCCAGUAUUAUGGGUACCUCAGCAGCAGCAGCCCUGGGGAAGUGGAGCCUCCACCCUUCUAUAUGCCAGAAGUGGGCAGCCCCUUGAGCUCUGUCAUGUCGUCCCCACCCCUGCACACCGAGGGGCCUUUUGGCCACCCCACCAUCCCUGAGGAAAACGGAGAGAAUGCUUCUAACAGCACUUUACCCUUGACUCAGACACCUACAGGAGGGCGCUCCCCUGAGCCCUGGGGCCGGCCAGAAUUUCCCUUUGGGGGACUGGAGACCCCAGCUAUGAUGUUCCCCCACCAGCUGCACCCCUGUGAUGUGGCCGAGAGUUUGCAGCCCAAGGCCUGCCUGCCCCGAGGACUGCCCCCAGCCCCUCUCCAGGUGCCUGCUGCCUAUCCGGGCAUGCUAUCUCUGGAGGCACCAAAGGGCUGGGUAGGCAAGUCACCUGGCAGGGGUCCCAUCCCGGCGCCCCCUGCCACCAAGUGGCAGGAAAGACCUAUGCAACCUCUGGUCAGCCAAGGGCAGCUAAGACAUACCAGCCAAGGUAUGGGGAUACCGGUGUUGCCUUACCCGGAGCCAGCCGAGCCCGGGGGGCAUGGUGGCCCCAGCACAUUUGGCCUGGAUACCCGGUGGUAUGAGCCCCAGCCUCGGCCCCGGCCCAGCCCCCGGCAGGCCCGGCGUGCCGAGCCCAGUUUACAUCAAGUGGUGCUACAGCCCUCUCGGCUCUCACCUCUGACCCAAAGCCCCCUUAGUUCCCGCACUGGCUCCCCUGAGCUCGCUGCUCGUGCCCGACCUCGACCAGGCCUCCUGCAGCAGGCAGAGAUGUCAGAGAUCACCCUGCAGCCGCCAGCUGCGGUCAGCUUCUCUCGAAAGUCAACACCAUCAUCCACGGGAUCUCCUUCGCAGAGCAGCCGCAGUGGGAGCCCCAGCUACAGGCCCACAAUGGGCUUCACUACUCUGGCCACGGGCUACCCUUCUCCUCCACCUGGCCCUGCCCCUCCGGCACCAGGGGACACCUUGGAUGUGUUUGGACAGACGCCUUCCCCUCGGAGGAUGGGGGAGGAGCCACUCCGGCCAGAGCCCCCAACAACCUUACCUACUUCAGGAAUACUUCCACCUGCACCCGGGAACGCUGCUGUGCCUGAGAGGCUGGAGGCUCUGAGAUACCAACGGAUAAAGAAGCCCAAAAAGUCAUCCAAGGGCUCUUCGAAGUCAAAGAAACGAUCCGACGGUUCUGCCUCCCAGGCUCAGCAGCUUCCCAGCUCUCAGGUUCUGUGGCCCGACGAAGCUGUCUGCCUCCGCAAGAAGAAGAGACACUCUCGUCCUGAUCCCUUUGCCCGGCUCUCAGACUUGUGCCACCGUCAGCUUCCGGAAGACCAGACAGCAAUCCUCAACAGCGUGGAUCAUGAUGACCCAGGCCACGCUACUCUGCUAUGACGUGACAUCACUCUAAAUGUCCCCAGGGUGGGGUGCUAGGCUAAAGGGGUGGAGAGGGACCAUUGUACAGGGCCCUGUCCUCCUCUGCCUAUCAUGGGAUGGCUCAGGCCCUUGUCCUGUGUGUGUCAUUGUCCCUCGUGCCAGUGGGGACCUCUGCCCCACUAUCUAGCCAGCUAGCUUUGCUCAUGGGACAGAGGACUGGGGGAAGAGCUUAUAACUGUGGGUCAGAGUUGGGAAUAUAUGGGAAUGGAAAACAUCUCUCUCUAUGCCACCUCUCUCUCCCACUUGGCUAGAUUGAUUCUUCUCACCUCUUUAAAUGUCUUAUGAAGUGAGGAAGUGGAAAGCAAUGGCUUUUAGUUCUCUGCAUUUGUUUCAGUUUUCCAAGUCCUGGGAGGGGGUUAGAGUUAUAUCCUGCCCUCCUAACUCCACAUAUAUAUAGAUAUAGAUACAAAUGCACUUGUGUGUAGUUGGUGGGUUUCUCUAUGUGUAUAUAUAUGUACAUUGAAGCUAAGUGCUUUUCUCCCUGUGGUCAGUGAGGGACUGAGGAAGAUACUCAACAGCGGGCAUGGUGAGUAGGGCCUGCUACGAACUGGGGGUUGUCUUCAUGUCUGUCUUGGGAGAUCACUCCGGCUAAAACAGGAUUCAUGCUUCCCAGCUGAGUUCUCCAUUGUUCUAUCUAUCCUCUCCCAUCUGGAGCAGAAAUGGGGUCCCACCAUGAUUCUUAGCUCCCUGCUUGAUGGGCUAGCAACAAGUUAACAUCUGAACUAAACAGAGCCUUUUGUUGCCUGGUUGCUAGGUGAAGAAAGCAUGGCCAGGCUUAAGGCCCGACUGACAUCUUUCUUUCUUCUGCAGUUCAGCUCUUCCCACAGAUGUAGUGCUUGUUUAGCGGCGGGGCUGACCGGCAGGCCUCGUGUACAACCCCCUGCUCAUGUGGUCAUGCCUCAGUGUCUUCUGGUGCAGCCAGGGCUAUCAGCCCUGCAACCAAAGGCCCUCCUGUUCUGUAGCCACCUGUGCUGAGCACUAGGCUGCCGCAAGCUCUGUUUAUACCCAUCUCUGCUCGGCAGUCUGCUCCCCCGCUGCCGAUUGGUUCCUCCUUUUCUUUUGUGUCUGCUAAUUCCCCAGAUUGAUUAAUUGCCAUUUGUGGGAGCUGCCUGUGGCUCCUUGGCAUACUCUCUAUGUGCUGCCUGCCAACUCUGCUCUGCCCUGGGGGUCCUUCUCCACCCCCUGGACCCAAUCUCUAGUGCAUGAGAUGAAGAAAUGGGGGUGCCUCAUAUUGUUGAGUUCUGGGGUGCUCCUUCCUCAUUGCUCCUAUGUGAAACUGCCUGAGUGAGGCACAGGGAUGAAGGUGGAAGGGGUGGUGGGCAGGCACCAGGGUCCUAAUCCUUUCUCUGUCCAAAUAUUGUUCUGGUUCAAACUGUUAGCACUCAAAAGUUUUCCUAAUGCCACUUAUAAAUUCAGAUGCUUGUCUGGCUUCUUAAAAGGUUAUGGUGUUACUCAGUAGUAGAAAAGAGGGAGAGUAGGCCCACCUUCUCCUUCCCUCUGGCUUAGCCUAAAGUAGUGGGAACUGCCAGCUUCCUGGAAGUAUCUCUUCUUGGUGCUGCUGUAUCCAUCUCUCUCCAGUGACUGCCUUGGACAGUAGCCAUGCCUACUGGAAGGUUUCUGCUGGUCCCACAGAAACUGCCGGUCCUUUGACCUAGUGACUUUGUUGAUGUCCCAGGGGCUGGGAAACUGUUCCUUUUCAGAGCUUCCAUCUCGGGGGAUUGACUGCAUACGCAGCCAGGCCUUGGUGCUCCCUUCUCUCUCCUUGAGAGCUGGGGAUGGACUCCACACUUGAGGCUUCACCUUGCAAGUCCUAUCACCACAGCUUUCUUCUGGACAUGGCAAAAAGAGGUGCUGAGGGCAGAGCUUCUUUUGCUCUGAGAUUAGGGCCACAUACCUUAGACCCUCCAACUGAUGUGAUUUUCAGAGAUGUUGGAGACCACUGGCCCCUAGACCUCAACUCUGACGAAGCAGAAGGGUUGAGUUGGAAGACUCACGUUCUUUCUCAAAAGCGGCACACUGCUUCUUCCACUGUGACACCAUGGGCUGCUAACUCAGUGUCUCUGGGUCUGCUGGGAACAAGGCUACCUGAAAUACUGGGGCAGUAUUUGGAGAUUAGUACUGGCCUAGCCUAUAGUGUUUGCUUGCUGUCUCACAUCACGUGACUCCUGAACCAUGGAGUGUAAAGGCAGGAUGUCAGGGCCCCUAGAUUUUGUAUUGAACUUGGACAACUAUUCUGAGGACCCUCCUGGGAAUUUUGGCCACUGUCUGGGCUUUGAAGUUACAACUGAGAAGAGGUUGCUGUCAAAGACUGCUUCUUUGGGAUGUUGUAGGGCCAAGAGCCUCAGUCCAUGGCUAGGCUUGCAGGCUGGGCUUGCAGGCUGUGCUAACAAAGGUGCUGACUCCUUUUUUCUCUUCUUGCCUCUGGCAGGGCUCCUUACCUCUGCCUUGCUGACCAAAUCGUGUAAACUGCUUUUGACUGGCCACUGGGUGACAGCUGUGCUCUUGUGUCCCCUGGGCUCAGAAGGGGCACAAGGUCUACCCAUUCCGAAGUGGCCUCUCAUACAGUCUUCUCCUAAGAGGUCUUCCUUCUUGUGACUUUCCUUAGAGGCCAGCAGCAUUCCUGAAAUUCAGGAAACUGUUUCAGCCCUUCCUUUGAUGACUGCAUAGCAAACUGGCAGAUACAGUCCCCAUGGUCAGUGGCUGACCAGGGUGUCAUAGGCGCGAUCUCAAUUGCUAGAUGUGAGCACACGCUUGACAGUCUGUUUAGAAAUGUGUGAUGUUGGGGUGUAUUCACUUCUAGGGACCAAUUACCUUUACACUCUUCCUCUGAACUUAGCAGUGACAACUAUUAAGCUUCCUAGGGCUUUCACCUUUCUUGCUGUGGGGGAAUCAUGUCUUCCAAAUUCUCCCCUUUGGGUCUGGUAGCCUUGCAGAAGUAUCUCAGUUCAAAACCUAUUCCUGUCCUCAGUUUUUUGUUUUUUUUUUUUUUUUUUUUUUUUUUUUUUGGUGUGUGUGUGUGUGUGUAUGCCUUUCCUUCUGCACUGUACCUGGAGAUGCUAUCCCAGUGUUUAAGCCACCAGUCAGGAAGAGCAUAAACUGGCUCUCUAAGGGCCCAGAAAGAUUGCAAUUAUUUGACAGGAAGAGGAUGAAACAUAAGAAGUGAAUCUUGUUUCUUGAAUUGAUGGCUGACCACACAGAUCUAGCUUUCAGAGAGUUCUAUGUGCUCAUGGUUAUGGGUGGCUAUUGAUCCAAUGUCUAGUGCUGGCCCUGUCUAAUGACCAGCCCAUCUCCUUCCCAGUUUUCUUUUCUUCUCUCUUUUUAAACAUUGGAUAUUUUCUUUAUUUACCUUUUAAAUGUUGUCCCCUUUCCCAUUACCCCCUACCCAGAACCCCCCUAUCCCAUCCCUCUUUCCCCUGCUUCUAUGAGAAUAUUCCCCUAUCCCCCACUCCUGCCUCCCUGCCCUUGAACUUCCCUACACUGGAAUAUCGAGCCUUCACAGGACCAAGGGCCUCUCCUUCCAUUGAUGAACUCCUUGGUUGGUGGUUUAGUCCCUGGGAGCUCUGGGGGAUCUGGUUGGUUGAUAUUGUUCUUUCUUUGGGGUUGCAAACCCCUUCGACUCCUUCUGUCCUUUUUCUAACUCCUCCAUUGGGGACCCCAUUGGGGACCCUGUGCCCAGUCUUCUUAGAGGAACUAGGGCAGGAAAGAAGGCUUCUGAGAUUCUUUCUCGGCAGGGAAAGGUGCCUCACACUCAACGCACAGUGUGAGCAAGAUCUAUGCGCUGUCUCCAGGGGCCUGGGUUAUGUAUUUAGGGGAGAUUUCAGCAGGGUAGGUUGGAACAGUUACUUAUUGGCAUUUCUUUCAGUGUGUUCUCUCUUUAUUUUUUUCACAGUGAUCUAACCUAGUUGAGCUUGACCGGAUUUUAUUUGCUCAUUCUUCUGCCCCUUUUAUGCAGAGGAACCUGGGUGAGGUUGGGAUGAGGGACUCUUUUGCUUCCUCCUCCUGGUGAUGUUGGUACCCAUUGGCUUCAGGGGAGGCAUCCCAGAACAUUAGGGCAUCAUAGCUGCUUCUUAGGAUCUAAGUCUGAUACUGAGGCCAUUUCUUCUGACUUUGUUGGAAAAACCCUUUUAAGAAGGCUUGGGGUGGACUGGGAAAAGUAUAGAUAAGUACAUUUUGUUAGUAUAUAGAGAACUCUAGGAAGUGAACAGCUAAUGGUUUGGAUUUGCUUUGUUUGCAUGUAAGAAGUGCUUUGGGGAACUCUGCAGGGACUUAGGGGUGGGGGGAUAGAGUCAAGAGCAGAGAUGUGGGGCAUGGGAGGUGCUGCUGCUCCUGUUUUUCUCUCGGAUCCCGAGCGUUCUCACUCGUGCUCCUUGGCUGGGCCCUUCCCUUUGUGCAAGCUCCAGGCCGUGCUGAUUAUCUCCGUCUCUUUGGGAGCAGGCUCAGGAUGUGGCUUAGCAGUCAUCCUACACUGAAUAUAGUAGUUGAUAGGGCAGGUGGGAUUGAGGAAGAGGAGUUAGACUCAAGGAGUGUGAGACUUAGAAGGAUGGGAGACUGGUCUUCAAAUGCCCAUGGUAGCUCCUUGUCGGUGGAAAGGGAAGGGUUGUUCUCGGGAGCUUGGUCCUUAUUCUUAUGGCUGCUGUAGCAGGCUGUGUCUGAAAGUGCCUAGUGGACACUGGUGCUGAUGGUGGAGAGGAGUUGUGCCUCCAGUCUUGUCAGUUUUCUUCUUGAGCUAUCGAGAAUGCCUUCAUCCUGCAGGCUAACAGUGGCCUUGUGACUAGAGGCUUUGCUUUCAAUUUCUCUUCCUUUGAUAGGUUAAAGAUACCACACUGUAGCUAUGACAGUUAACUAAUUUCAUCUGAAACCAGACACCAUCUAUUGUGUCCUUACUCUGUAGAACUUCCUCUUGGAUCAAGAGGAAAAACUGAAGAUCUCUUUAAGAGAAGUCAAUAAACUGAGAAUCAAAGCCUGGUUGGACUCUAAGAACUCUUCCCACGUCCUGCAACUUGGUGUUUUCGUGGCUGGCUUAUAACCCCUUCACUUUUAAUGCUGAAUCAGCAUGGGUCCAGAGCCUUGUGUUAGGGCCCCUGUCUCUGCUUCCAAAUAAGCUUUCAGAAAAAAUACACUGUCUGCACCAGAUGUUUGGUGUCAUGGAUUGCCAAGAGGAUUGAAGUUGUUUCAUGACCCCAUUUAAAAAAAAAAAAAAACAAAACCAACCCUAAUCAAUUGAGUCUGGUCUAAAGACACUCCUAGAUCAUUGGGAAUUCUUUGUAGAUUUAAAAAAAAAAUGCAUCAAUGCAAAUCUUUUUCAUGACUGGUCAUGUCUUAGGAGGGGGAAGAGUUGGGAUAUCCUAACUGCAAAAUAGUUGGGUACAUCAGCAGCGGGCCAUUGAACCUCUUAGAGGUUCUCCUCUGCAGUGGGUCAACUGAAGCAGUUAGAGAUUCUUAGGCAUGCUGGUGAAGAGUGGUCAGCUUUGCACCACUGGCUAAGGAAUUCAACCAAAGCAGCACAAGCGACUCAGCUUGAAGCCAGGGCCUCCACCAUCUACCUUUCCCAUCCAACUUAACUCCAUGGCAACAUGAAUGAGUAGGCUUGCUGUUCUUUUGGGUCUUAAAGAAAUUUGCCCCACCAAUCCCAUCUCCCACCAACAUUGACUUCCUGGAUCUGUUUUAAGGAAAUGCAGAGCAAACUCUCCCUUCACCCACAUUCAGACCAUCCAGGCUCUCUUUCCUUCUUGCCCCGACUUGUGUGUGGCUCCAGGACCCCUAGCUUGUGCAUGGUUUCCGCUAGGGAGGUGGUUGGGUUAGGGGGAGAAUUGGGGAGGGGAGGGAUUGGACUGGGGAAGGGGAUUUGCAUUUUCAACCUUAAACUACUGAAAGCAUGCUUUGGGGUGACCUCUGGGAUUUUCACAUAAACUAUGGUUAGGGAAAAAUGCCUGUUGCUCCUUAUAUGGGAGGUAGGGACUUGGGGGACUUUUGCCUUCCUUUUGGCUUAGGAAUCUAUUCUAUUUGAGGAGAAUAAGCCUCAUAGUUACCUUGCAAACCCUGGAAGGGAAACUUAUUUAUUCUAUCACCAAGUAUUUAUAUUGCCUACUGAGGACAACUGAGCAGUCUGUCGGGGGCUGACAUUGCCCUGUGUCAGAGAAAUGGAAUAAUCUCACCUGUUUCUCUGCAGGUGUCAGGUUAUCUGCCUGGUCAUGAACCCCCAAGCCAACUGAUUAUUCCAGUGUUCAGAAUUAAGUGUAUUAGAUGGGUGUGAGUAUCUGUGAUGGGUGUGAUGUAUGCAUGUGUGUGCUGUGUGUGCAGUGUGUAUGUAUUGUAUGGGUAUGCUUUGUAUGUGUGUUUGAUGCGAGUGUGGGUGUGAGGGAAUUGUAGAGACACCACUUUGCCUGGGUAGCAUCAGGCCUAGUUAUGGCUGACUCUUUCUUUGCUAGACAAACUUCUGCUUUGGCAGGAGGCUCAUACUCAUAAUAUACCACCUUGAGUGUAUUUUUAUGGAGAUUGUAUAUAAAAUUAUAUAAAUAUAUAUAACUUGUUCUAUUUUAAGGCAAAAGGAGACUUACUGGGGAGGGGGCAAGACUCAGAUGCAAUAGUGCUGGCUAACCGUGGGAGCUUCAGGUAAGUUGUCCACAUGGGGAGUGGGGGGGGGGUGAUGUAAGCAGGGAGUGGGGCUCGUGCCCGCUGCACAUAUAUAUAAAUAUAAAGAAAACUUAUAUAGAGCUAUCUAUCUAGCAUAUCUAUAUAUCUAUAUAUCUAUAUGAUGUCAUAGUUUGCUUUAUUUUUGUACCUGUGCUUAGAGACACUUUGAGCAGUAUCGCCUCCCCCAGGUGGUCCGGGGUGCUAGCUCAUGCCUUGAUCCCACUGAUAUUUCUCCAUCCUCCUCAAGACAGACUGUGUUGGAAGCUGCUUGAGUCUUUCUGGUAGAUAUGUGUAUAUAUGAACAAAAACAAAAACAAAAAAACCACAAAAAAACAACAAAAAACAAAAAAACAAAACUAAAGUCAUUUAUAGAAAGGACAGGCAAGCCGAAGGCGCCAAGCUGCUGGAUCUGCAUGUCUCCUGUCAGGGGGGUUCCCUAACUCCUGCUGUCUGGUAGAUGUGCUCAGUGUAGAAAGGACGAUGGAGAGCUUAGCAUGAAUCCAUACCCCUCUGGCUAAGGGUUGGUACUCAGUUCUUUGGAAACGAUUUAGCUCGGCAUCUUGGACAGAGGGAGCUCAGAUUCUCUAGGUCGUCUGGUAACACCUGUCCUGCUUUGUAGCACCUGGGCUCAAGCAGCCCCCGUGUGAGGUGGUAGGAAGGUUUUUGAAGCUGACUGCGUGGGUUCAGUCUUGGAGAAGAUACACCCUGGUAAUUACUGCUGCAGAGUCUUGGAACCAGCAUGAAUGUGAUAUCUAGUAUAAAUAUAGCAUCUGUGCUUUUUCAUUUAUUUUUAAUUGGAAAAUAAACUGUUGUCGGAAAUGGGGCAGUCUAGUCCCAGAACACUGAGCGGAAGAUCAGGAAAGGGGCACUGACACCGGUUAGGAUGUGAGGGAUAGGUCCUACUGCUGGCUGCUUGGCCCGGGACUCUGAAGUUAACAAAUGUAUUGGAAGAAGGUGGUUUGGAUGGAGAUUCCGGGAGUUCACUUGCGUUUGGGAAGGAAACUGUGUGCUCUGAAGAAUACCUCUUUAAGAAUUCAAGACCUCACAUAUGCUGCGAGGGCCCCAUGCCCUGCAGCCUUAGCUGGCGUCUCCUGGUGCUAGCUCUUUCUUCUCAUGUGCCAAGUGAUCAGAGUGGUGUCCUUGAAGCUGAUGCAAAGCCAGGGGAGACUCAAGGCUGAAGUCUCUCCAGUCUUCCUGCUUCUCACUUAAGAAAAGGCAAAAGUGCCCCCCCCCACACCAAUCUGUCCAAACAAAACAUGAUGCUAGCCAAGAGCUCUUAUUUCAGAUGCCUCAACUGUGGGAAGGGCUUUUAUGUUUUUGUUUUUGUUUUUGUUUUUUUCUGGUGGGGGAGGGGAGUGAAAGGCAGAGUAGGCUGGAGAGGAGCUUGAGUCUAACUCCUGACCCUUAAGGAGACCUUAUGAUUCCUUUGAUGAUCUUUUCAAAAUAUUAAAAAAAUGUCCAAGGGUAUUGUGAGAAAAUGGGUUCUCCUGUGGUCCAUGUCGGACUGGAUGGGCUCCAGCACCUGCUCUAACUUAGGAGGCCGAGGGAGGAUAGCAGGUGUUUCUUGUAGAUUUCCUGAGAGAUUGGGCAAGAGGAAGAACAGCAAAUUCUUUGUCCCUUUCUAGCUUGAGUCCCCUCCUCACUUACCAAAGAGGGGAUUGGGAUUCCAUUGUUUGUUUUUUGUUGUUGUUGUUUUUGUUUUUUGCCUCACUUUUGGUCAUAAGCUAUCAGCAGAGCAGAUCAUGUUAGCAUCUCAGGGCUCAUAGCUCAUACUCCAUGAAGCCCAGGUUUGCUCUGACUCUACUCUUUCCCCGUUGAGCUAAAGGCUUGGUCCUUAGAAACCUCAGCAGCAUCAAGGAACAUGAGAUUGCCCUCCUAUUUCAUGAUGUCCAAUUGGAUUCCUCUCUGGAAACGGGAAGAUGGACAUGUCCUUCACCUUGAAGUUUUAGGGCUUGAGGAAUGUGCCACUAUUACUCUGUCUAUGACCUCAGUCAGACGGUGCAAAGUGUGCACUGGAGGAGAAGGGAGUCGGGGCUCAGUAUCCAUCACCUAGUCUAUAGAAGAGCCAGCUUUCCAUGAUGGAACGCAGAGCUAAGGAGGCCAGGAUCUGACUAUGUAUGGAAAGAGCAAGCUAGCUGAACGUUGAGUCUCUUAGUUAAUGGGACUGGUGUUAAUGGGAAGGCUGCUCUGAGAAAGCUACUGCCAGGAUCCUGAACUGUUUCCAAUACUUGUGAUUCACCUUGGUCCCUAGGUCAUGGGAGAUUUGUUGACUUGUGAUGCUCUUUCUUCUUGGUAGGAGAUAGGGGAAAUCUAAGGAGACUUAGUUUGGCUACCUCUGUCUGUUAUAUGGAAUGAACGUGGAAACAGAUGUGGAAAUUGUUCUCCUAAGGGUUGAUGCAGCUCUGUCCUUUCCCCAUUGUCCUUAACCAGGAGACUUGGGGAAAGGGACACCUCUACCACUCAUCAGUUGCUUGGGCCUCACCUUAUGCUGUAGGUACUAACUAUGUGGAGCCAUUUGGACAAUACAAAAGCAUGGGGGGAGGGGCAGGACACAGCUGUGGAUCAUGAUGUUAGAGUAGGGGGGUUUGUUCUGUAGUCAAGAAAGUGACUGAAAGGAGUUGCUGUAUGGAAUGACCUUGAUGCCAGAACUCAAGACUGAGCUCUCACAAAAGGAGCAGCUGACCAUUGAGCGCUGUAUGCACUGUCAGACAGUCUUACAGCUCCAUUCAGAUUUAAUUUUCUAACUGCCAUUUGUGGGGUCGGAGACUGAGGGCAGGAAUGGGACAUGCUUUCCCAAGUUACCUGUCCUUAUACAAUCCUUGACUGAGCAGAGGGUGCCCUGCUUUGGUCAGCAACUCUGGGGCCCCCUUCAUCGCCGCCUCUUCUCUCUUUCAUGAGGAGGAACUGUAUCAUCUUGGACACAGUUCUUCCCUCGUGCAGUUAAAGGCAGUUUUUGUUGUAUGAAUUCUUUCCCUCCUGUGUCCCAUUAGUGUGUAGACACACGGCAGUGGGGAGGUGAAGGAUCCUGGUGCUCCCUGUCAGGCUCCCUCACAGACUGCACACCUCUUGCCCCUGACAGCCUCCUGGCUGUUAGUCUUAACAUAUCUGGACGUGACUAUCAAUAUCGUCAUGAGAUUUCUUGCUCUCAUUUCAGACCUUUAUUCUUCCUUUGGCUUUCGUUGGGGGCUCUUCCUCCCCCAUGCCUAGUCUUCUCAUGAAGAUGGUUCAAACCUCAUUUCUAUUUCUUGAAUGUUGAGUAUUACAUCACAGCGCUAGGGUGCUUCAUGGUGCUGCUCCUGAAGAGGCCAGCUGGACGGGAUCAGUCCGCUUCGUCCCACUGGUUCCUUAGAGCUUGCUGUAUCUUGUCCCUAUUAGAUGUUUUUCCUUGUGGGUUGGGGUGGGAGAGUUAGGGGUAGUUUUUGUGUUCUCUCUCUCUCUCUCUCUCUCUCUCUCCCCUUUCUCUCUCCCUUCCUCUUUCUCUCUAUAUGUAUGUAUGUAUGGAUUGGUUAAAGUCAGUUAUCAUGGGCAGCUGACUUUGACUCCAAAUUAAAGUUAAACUACACAUUGUACAGCUGCACACAGAACACCUUUGAGUGUGAAUUUGGAUGGCAACUAGAGGCAUACUUUUUGAACUUCAGGUAUGUAACUGAAAAGUAAAUAAAAACACUAUUUUUUCAGUAACCUUUUUUUUUCCUUCUAAAAGAUAACUUAAAAAUCAAACUAUACGAACAUUAAAUUGGUGCUGUACCAAAGCCUUAUGACAUAUUCCACACUCCGUAUAUCCUGUCUCCCGGGAGCUCUCUGCUUAUUACUCUUUUCAAAAGCCUGGGAAUGCCAGUGAGCGUCAAGCCUGGGUCUGGGUGCUGGGGACCCGUGGGCCAAGGGGACUCGUGGGAGCAGAAGAUGAUGGUGGAGGUGGGGGUACCCAUCUUCUGCCUGAGCAGAUACUGAAGGGAAAGCAGGUGUUGGUGUGUGUGGCAUGCAUGUGUGUGUGCGCGCGCGCAUGCGUGCGCACGUGUGCAUGAGCUCACCUGUGCAUAGUGCCGAGGAGCAUGCUAUGCUACCUGGGCACUGAAAGGGAGACCCAGGUUGGCCUGGGUGUGGGUUGGCUGUGGGAGUGAGGGGCACGCCCCUUCCCUUUUCCAUUUCCCCUUUCUUGUAGGUUAGUAAUGGAGGUGUAUCAGAAACAGCUACACUCUCAAACAGGUGCUUUUCCCCCUUCAGAAAUCUCCAAACUAAGUAUCUCUCUGUGAAGGGCCUGUCCAUGGGGCAGGCACCUCAGCUACCAAAUCCUAACCGCCUACGGCUGAGAGGAACCCUUUUCCUCUCUAGCCCUUGCCUAGUUUUUUGGGGACAAAGGUUCCUCCAGGGAUCUCUGCGUCCCCUGUUCCUUGGCCUGGGUGGGCUUCUUAGCCCAUUGAGAAGGCCUCACUGUGGCUGACCCAUAGCUGUACCUGCUCCGUGGUCCUAAUCAAUAAUGCCUGCCCUGGCGGCUGAGGACCAUGAUUCCUUUGGCCUCAGACUUGUCAGUGUGAAGUUGAGCACCAGCCCAGAUUUAUUCGGGAGGAAAUCUACAGUCGGCCUCCACCUAGACUGUGACUCUAGGCUCCACCUGCUGGUGCUCUUGGGCUUGCUGAAACUAACCAACUCAUCCCCAGUAACACUGCAUGUCCAUAUCCGCAAACAACAACAACAGUACAUAAGCAAGCGCAGGGAAAGAGAGAGAAAGAAGACACAUCCAACAUCUAGAUGUGUAGUCAGUGAGGGAACCCCUGGGAACAUUGCAAGCUAAGCUGAUUUCAAAACGUUUAGUAUUUAAAUUACUUCUCAUGUAACAUUACUCUGCUUCAGAAAUGUUUUGUAUUUUGAUAUAAAUAAAAAUUUGCUUAAAAAGUU